Messenger RNA from Cuscuta europaea, 1062 nucleotides. The record is from the annotation of a GenBank genome assembly. NCBI's taxonomy places the organism in Eukaryota, Viridiplantae, Streptophyta, Magnoliopsida, Solanales, Convolvulaceae.
CUUAUGGCACUCCCUUCUUUCCUACUAGUUGAGCUACGCCCACCGGUAUGAUCCCACCCUAAUGAUGAGAGGAAGGAACCAAGGAUUAUUUGAGAAGAUCGAGGUGCUGGUUUUUUAAAAAGAGACAUCUGGAACGACGCAAAAAAGCCUUCAAUUCUAUCCCCCGUUUCUUUUUGCGUAGAUCUGUUCCGGAUACCUUCCUGUUCGCUCACAGGGGCAGGAGGGAAGUACUAAAAAGCUAGCAUCUUUCAUCUCGUCCCUGAACAAGGAUAUCAGAAAAAAGAGGAUGGAGCAAAACGGUGCAGGGUGCGAAGCACCUCAGGCUCCCACACCAUGUGUCAACAACUGUGGAUUCUUCGGAACUCUGGCAACCUCUAACAUGUGUUCAAAGUGCUACAAGGACUCCAUCAUCAAACAAGAUCAAGCCAAACUCGUUGCCUCUUCACUCGAAAGCAUAAUAAACGGUAGUGAUUCUAUCUCGACUGACAAGGCAAUGACAAGUGUCACCCCACUUGCUGAGACCACCUCAGCGGGAUCGACCCUAGCAUCUCCCAGUAGUCCUUUGCUGGUGGACAAUAAUGGCAAGGGCAAGAAGGUCCAAGAAAGUGGUCCUAGCAGGUGCAUGGCUUGCAGGAAGCGUGUUGGGUUAACGGGGUUUGAAUGCCGGUGCGGGAAUGUCUUCUGUGGGGCCCAUCGCUACUCGGACAAGCAUGAUUGCACUUUCAAUUAUCACAAGGAAGCUCAGGAUGCUAUAGCCCGGGCUAACCCUGUUGUCAAGGCCGGAAAGCUCAACAAAAUCUAAGGAGGCUGGUGUUUUUUACUGUGCUUAAACAACUGCAAAAUCUGGUAUCAAAUGAAUUAUGUGACAUUUUGUCAUAAUUAUUCUAAGGUUUGGUCUCUGGUGCUUUUGUGCUUUGUUGGUCUCUGUUUGGUUGGGCACUUUGUGAUUUCUUUUUCUUUGUUUUAAUGUAGUUGCUCUUUAAAUUAAUCAUUAGUAAGUGUAGUUUCUUUAUCGAUAGCACGUGGUGUUUGUAGAUAUUAAGGUAUUUUGCUGUGUGGGAA